AUGGAUAAUCGCUUUUCAUCUAAAUUGUCACCUGCUAUGGAUUACGGAGCCGGUGCUUUUCUUCUAGUUAUAGCUGUGCUGUCCAUGGUGGGGAACGUGCUGGUGCUCGUCACAGCGUUCAAGAGGUUCAACCACAUGAAGCCCCCGGAGCUCCUGAGCGUGAACCUGGCCUUCACUGAUCUGGGAGCGGCCGUGACCAUGUACCCGCUGGCCAUCGCCUCGGCCUGGAACCAUGGCUGGCUCGGGGGAGAGGCCUCCUGCAUUUACUACGGCCUGAUGGGCUUCUUCUUCGGGGUCGCCAGCAUCUCCACUCUGACCAUCAUGGCGGUGGUGCGCUUCAUCGUGUCCUUAAGCCUGCAGUCUCCCAAGGAGAAGAUCAGCAAGAGGAACAUGCAGGUGCUGGUGCUGUGCUCGUGGCUGUAUGCCCUGCUGUGGGCGCUGUUCCCCGUGCUGGGCUGGGGGAAGUACGGGCCCGAGCCGUUCGGGACGGCCUGUAGCAUAGCCUGGGGCGAGAUCACGCAAAGCUCCGUCUUCAUCAUCAGCAUGUUCUCCAUGAACCUGGUCAUACCGGCCAUCAUCAUCAUCGUGUGCUACUUCGGGCUGGCGCUGAAGCUCCGCAUCGCCUACAAGUCCCUCAACAACAGUAACCAAAUCCCCAACGUAAUACGGAUGCAGAAGAAAUUAGUCACAAUCGCGGUUCUCAUUAGCGUCGGCUUCAUCGGCAGCUGGACGCCGUACGCCAUCGUUAGCCUCUGGUCCAUUUUUCACACCAGCGAGUCCAUUUCCCCAGAAGUGAGCAUUCUCCCCUGUUUCUUCGCCAAGACGUCAACGGUCUACAACCCGCUGAUCUACUACCUGUUCAGCAAGAACUUCAAGAGGGAAGUGAGAGAACUGAGGUGGCUCUGCGGGAGAUCUAAUGUGCCUGGCGAGACAAAGCAAGACAAUAUCACGGACAACCACAUCUACGCCAUGUGCCACAGGAGCAGGGUAAAAACGGUAGCUGGGGACCAAUCCGAGAGGAAGACGACAGAAAUGGAGACCAAGCCGAACUUAAUGGAAUGCCAGUGA
Molecule: messenger RNA, 1068 nt
Organism: Megalops cyprinoides (Indo-Pacific tarpon)
Lineage: Eukaryota; Metazoa; Chordata; Actinopteri; Elopiformes; Megalopidae
Gene: opn8b
Product: opsin 8, group member b
Exons: 4
Coding region: 1-1068 (355 amino acids)
Biological process (GO): visual perception; G protein-coupled receptor signaling pathway
Cellular component (GO): membrane
Molecular function (GO): G protein-coupled receptor activity
Source: RefSeq, a predicted model, not a curated record